Messenger RNA from Lutra lutra (Eurasian river otter), 3154 nucleotides. It is a transcript of the gene SCRT2, whose product is annotated as scratch family transcriptional repressor 2. Bases 142 to 1068 code for a protein of 308 amino acids. Gene Ontology annotation, molecular function: RNA polymerase II cis-regulatory region sequence-specific DNA binding; DNA-binding transcription factor activity, RNA polymerase II-specific. The record is from RefSeq and is a predicted model, not a curated record. Gene Ontology annotation, biological process: regulation of DNA-templated transcription. Lineage: Eukaryota; Metazoa; Chordata; Mammalia; Carnivora; Mustelidae. The transcript is spliced from 2 exons.
UGCCGCCCGCCCGCCCGCCCGCCCGCUGGGAGCUGUCCAGUGCUGAAACCCCGCGCAGACAGCCAAUCGCGCCCGGCUGGCCGCCUCCCCCCACCGGGGCCCCACGCAAGUGCCCCCGCCGAGCCCCCCGCCAGUCGCACCAUGCCGCGCUCCUUCUUGGUAAAGAAGAUCAAAGGGGACGGCUUCCAGUGCAGCGGGGUGCCGGCCCCCACCUACCACCCCUUGGAGACCGCCUACGUGCUGCCUGGCGCCCGGGGGCCGCCCGGGGACAACGGUUAUGCCCCGCACUGCCUGCCCCCCAGCAGCUACGAUGCGGACCAGAAGCCGGGCCUGGAGCUGGCGCCGGCCGAGCCCGCCUACCCGCCGGCGGCGUCGGAGGAGUACAGCGACCCCGAGAGCCCGCAGUCCAGCCUGUCCGCGCGCUACUUCCGCGGGGAGGCGGCCGUGACCGACAGCUACUCCAUGGACGCCUUCUUCAUUUCCGACGGGCGCUCGCGGCGGCGGCGCGGCGGGGGCGGCGGCGGGGACGCGGGCGGCGCGGGGGACGCCGGGAGCGCCGGGGGACGCGCGGGGCGCGCGGGGGCGCCGGCGGGAGGCGGGCACCGGCACGCGUGCGCCGAGUGCGGCAAGACGUACGCCACGUCGUCGAACCUGAGCCGCCACAAGCAGACGCACCGCAGCCUGGACAGCCAGCUGGCGCGCAAGUGCCCGACGUGCGGCAAGGCCUACGUGUCCAUGCCCGCGCUGGCCAUGCACGUGCUCACGCACAACCUGCGCCACAAGUGCGGCGUCUGCGGCAAGGCCUUCUCGCGUCCCUGGCUGCUGCAGGGCCACAUGCGCUCGCACACGGGCGAGAAGCCGUUCGGCUGCGCGCACUGCGGCAAGGCCUUCGCCGACCGCUCCAACCUGCGCGCGCACAUGCAGACGCACUCGGCCUUCAAGCACUACCGCUGCCGCCAGUGCGACAAGAGCUUCGCGCUCAAGUCCUACCUCCACAAGCACUGCGAGGCCGCCUGUGUCAAGGGGGCCGAGCCGCCCCCGCCGCCCCCCGCCGGCGCCGCCAGCUGAGCCGCCCGCUGCCCUCGGGCCCCCACCUCCAUCUCCGUCCUCUAAGCGCCCCAGCAGCGUUUCCCUGCCCACGCCCCUGGGAGGGUGGGGGGAACAACCCUCCCCCACCCCCCCAUACCCACUCCCAGCCCAGAACCUUCCUCUCCCGCCCCCCAGACCCACCACUCACAUCCCGCACUGGCUCCCCGCGCCCCCCCACCCCCGCGCCCUCACCCCGACCACAUGACCACAUCGUCCUUUCCGAUCCCCAGACCCGGACCUUGACACCCCUGUACCCGCCCUCAAGGCUCCCAACUCAGGCACAAGGUCCGCACCUCUCCCGGGCCCCAGAGCCGGAAUGUUCGCCCUCUCCCAGACCCCGCACCUCUCCCCUAUCAACUUUCAGACCUUUCCUCUCGAUUCUCAGCUGAGUCUCUCCUACUAUUCCUCUAUCGGAACCCCAGUCUAAAGCCCAAACCUACCUUUGACUCUGUCCUGGUUUCCCCAUCCACGCGGUACACAGGCCCUGCAGCUCCCAGGCCACAUUCCAACCCCAGACCCCCCUUCGGCCUCUGCUGAGUCUUGCUGUAUGUGUGCCCAUCUAGGGACUGAAUCCCUCUUUGGAGUCCCCCAGUCUGUCCCUGAUCCCCUCUGUAACCCGGCCUUAGGUCCAGUCAUUCACAUCCCCCUACACUACGCUCACAUGUAUUUCCCACUCUCUUCAGUCCUGGGGCCUUCUCAACCACUCCCACCCCCUAUUCUCUCCAGACCCCUUCAUCCCUCCAGUAACUCACACCCCUUUGAGUUCACCUGACCUGGGGCAGACUUGAGGGGCAGUUCAGGCCCUGCCCCCUAAUGUAGUCCUCCUCUCACCCCAGGACAGCCCCUCCCUGGGCUUCCAGCCUCCAGCUGCCCUCUCCCCAGAUUCUCUGAGCACUUUCCCCCACCCCCAGGACUACAGGUACCCCUCCUUAUUUGUUGGGGGGGGGAGUCUGGGGCACCUCACAAAUGCCCUUCCCCCUGUCUGGCUGGGCCUCUCCGGUUAUUUAUUUAUUUAUUUAUUAUUUAUCUAUUUAUUAUUAUAUUUAAUCUCUUGGCCUCACCCAGGGAUGGUCUGGCUUCCCCAGCUGGACUGGGAGGUCAGGAAGCCAGGCAAGGAGAGGGACAGCAAAGGCCAUAGAAGGCUGUCCCCCCCCACACACACACACACCCUAUCUGGGGAGUGAGGGAGGAGCCUCACCCUCAUCAGAGCCUGAACUCUCUGGGGAAGGGGGCAUGAGAAUGGGAGGGAUAGCCUGCUGACCCUACACUUGGGGGGUGAGCUGUAUGAGGAGGUCCAGUCAUGGGGCAGGUCCCCGCCCUCCUGAGCCUUCCACUCCCACUCCAGGGAGACCGCAGAGAGGAACCUCCUCAAUUCGUUUCCUAUUUAUUCCUCUUCUUGAGGGACCCCAGGUUCCAGGGACCGACUGAGCCCCGGACCCCACUGGGGCCUCCGGCCCACUCCGCUCCCUCCCGGGAGGAGCGCUCCCUCCCGGCCAUGUCUAUGCAACUCUCCCGGGCAGAGGGGCCGGGGCUGCCAGCCGCCCCACGUUGGCCGCCACUACCUCCCCCGCCGCGCUUUUGCAUGCCCGGGCGAGGACCGAAGCACACACCUCCACGCUCACAGGCCCUGGCCCCCUCUGCUUUAACUAAGCACACGCCUCUGCCCCAUCACUAGGCGCCCAGCUCUGGGGGCAGGAGUCCUGGACUCUCCUACCUUCCCUCUCUCCCCUCAGCCACAAAGGAGGGUGGAGACUGGAGGGGCCGCUGGAGCAGGGGCACUUCUCUAGGGCUUCUCAAAGCUCCAGGCCACCUGGGGAAGGGAGGCAGCAGGGAUGUGGGGAAGGGAGAUGGGUCGCAGAAGCAAUUACGGAGGGUGUUGACCCUGUAAAUAGGAACUUCCGACAGCAAUAAUUUUCCAUGCAUGCUAAGCCUUUUGGCCAUAUUUUGUAUGAGCGCUUGGCGCUCCCCCUCCCUCCUCCUCCCCCAUGUCGCACCCCAGACCCCUGUCCCUUCCUCACCUCCAGCAGUAUUACUUGUAACGCAAUUCAGGGAUAUUAAAGGGACU